Messenger RNA from Acyrthosiphon pisum (pea aphid), 2485 nucleotides. RefSeq names its product cleavage stimulation factor subunit su(f) (gene su(f)). Gene Ontology annotation, cellular component: nucleus. The record is from RefSeq and is a predicted model, not a curated record. NCBI's taxonomy places the organism in Eukaryota, Metazoa, Arthropoda, Insecta, Hemiptera, Aphididae. Gene Ontology annotation, biological process: mRNA 3'-end processing. Gene Ontology annotation, molecular function: protein binding; mRNA binding. The transcript has 14 exons. The coding region runs from base 161 to 2350 and encodes 729 amino acids.
CGGCUAUCAUGUUCAAUGUUGUGAUAAUAACGUUUACAAUUUACAAACAACAAAUACAAAAUUCGAAGUUUUCGAACGCUCAAAAGUUCAAAACUCAGCCCGCUAAGUGCAAACUAUGUUCCUUGUGUUAUUCUAAGACUGUACUGUAUACUGCGCUAAAAUGGAAACAUCCGUCGAAGAAUAUCCACCAGUGAACUGGGGUAAUGAAAAAUUGGAAGAGGCACAGGAUACGACCAACGAAAAUCCUUGGGACGUAGAGUCGUGGGCGAUACUGUUACGUGAAGCACAGACUCGAUGGAUCAACGACGUACGGUCGUUCUUUGAAAAACUUGUCACUACGUUUCCAACUUCUGGUCGAUACUGGAAGUAUUAUAUCGAAAUGGAAAUGCGUGGUCGGAACUUUGAAAAAGUCGAGAAGCUCUUUCAGCGUUGUCUCGUCAAAGUACUUAACAUUGAAUUGUGGAAACUUUAUCUAGCUUAUGUUAAAGAGACAAAAGCACUUUUACCGACUUACAAAGAAAAAAUGGCCCAAGCAUAUGAUUUUGCAUUGGAGAAAAUUGGCAUGGAUAUUCAUUCACAUAACAUUUGGCAAGAUUACAUAACCUUUUUAAGUAGUGUUGAAGCAGUUGGUUCAUAUGCUGAAAACCAAAAGAUUACAGCAAUCAGAAAGGUGUAUCAACGUGGUGUUGUAAAUCCUAUGAUUAACAUUGAAUUGUUAUGGAAAGAGUAUCUGGCUUUUGAACAAAGUAUUAAUAUUAUGAUUGCCGACAAGAUGAUGAUUGAACGAAGUAGAGAUUAUAUGAAUGCCAGAAGAGUCACCAAAGAGUAUGAGGUAGUUAUAAGAGGACUGAAUAAGAAUUAUCCUAGUGCACCCCCAACUGGUAGCCUAGACGAGAUGAAACAAGUGGAAUUGUGGAAAAAAUAUAUAAUUUGGGAAAAAUCAAACCCUUUGAAUACCGAAGACACUGCACUAAUUACAAGACGAGUAAUGUUUGCUUUUGACCAAGCCCUAUUAUGCAUGACCCAUCAUCCUGACUUUUGGUAUGAAGCUGCCCAAUUUUUAGAUGGUAGUUCUAAAAUUCUCUCAGAAAAAGGGGAUAUAUCAGCAGCUAAACAGUAUAGCGACGAAGCAGCUAAUGUUUAUGAAAGAGCAAUUGGUACUGUAUUAAAUACAAGUAUGUUACUACGGUUUGCUUAUGCUGAUUUCGAAGAAGGUCGUAUGAAUUAUGAAAAAGUUCAUAGCAUUUAUAAAAGUUAUUUAGAAAAUGAAAUUACCACUGAUCCAACACUGACAUAUGUACAAUAUAUGAAAUUUGCUCGUCGCGCCGAAGGGAUUAAAUCUGCACGAGCAGUUUUUAAAAAAGCAAGGGACGACUCUAGAUCUAAAUACCACGUUUAUGUCUCUGCUGCUUUAAUGGAAUAUUAUUGUAGUAAAGAUAAAAAUAUUGCUUUUCGUAUUUUUGAGCUUGGAUUAAAAAAAUAUUGCGACAACCCACAGUAUAUUAUUAGUUAUAUAGAUUAUCUUUCUCACCUUAAUGAGGAUAAUAAUACAAGGGUAUUAUUUGAGAGAGUUCUAUCAAACACAAGUCUUGAACCAGAAAAAUCUGUAGAUAUUUGGAAUCGAUUCCUUGAAUUUGAAUCAAAUAUAGGAGAUUUGUCAAGCAUACUGAAAGUAGAGAAACGGAGAUCUGCUGUUUUUGGCAAGCUAGUUGAGUUUGAAGGAAAAGAAACAGCACAACUUGUGGAUAGGUAUAGGUUUUUAGACUUAUUUCCAUGUACAAGUCCCGAGUUAAGAUCUAUUGGUUAUAACGAAGUUACCAAUACAGUAUCUAAAACAAUGCAUAAUUCAACCCAAAGGUCUGCUGUUAUCGAUGGGUUAGAUGACUUAGAUAAUCGACCCAAUGAAAAAAGAUUGCCAGUGCCAGAUGUUUCUCAAAUGGUACCUUAUAAACCAAAAUUGAAUGCUUUUCCAGGCGAACAUAUUGUGCCAGGAGGAACGUUUCCGCCGCCACCACCAGCUUGUCAGCUAAUGCAAGUAUUACCACCACCUGGUUGUUUUCAUGGCCCAUUUGUGUCUGUAGACAUGCUUAUGGAUAUUUUCUUGAGACUUAUACUUCCUGACAAAGCACCAAUGCCAAAAGCUGAAAAUGGAUGUGAUGCAAAAUUAUUUGACACUGCUGUGUCAGUGCAAUGGGCCAAUGAAGAUGCAGCACAUGGUGGUUCCAAUAAGAAAAAACGAAGAAUAGGAGGGCUGUCUGGUAAAGGUGAUGACAGUGAUGAAGAUAUUAACUUAGUACCACCACCAUUUGAUAUAUAUCGAUCAAGACAACAAAAGCGUGUGUCGAAAUAACUCAUUUGAAUUACAAAUUUGUUUACUGGAAUUAUCAUUUUCAUUUUAUUCAUUUUAAAUAUGUUUAUUUUUUUUAAUUUGUGAAUAUUUGUUUUAAUUAAAUAAUUAUUAUAGCAUAUUUGCUUAUAAACCAAA